Salmo salar (Atlantic salmon) is the source of this 1494-nucleotide messenger RNA. Its product is annotated as cornifelin homolog B. The record is from RefSeq and is a predicted model, not a curated record. NCBI's taxonomy places the organism in Eukaryota, Metazoa, Chordata, Actinopteri, Salmoniformes, Salmonidae.
GGGACAAAUCAUAUUUUUCCCAGGAUGGGGGGGUCGUGUCCCCCCCGUCCCCCCCGGGAUUUCCGCCCCUGGGCAGAGACAAAAGUGUAACCUAUGCCAACUUUUAUAAUAGGAACCGAUCUUACAGCUUUCCUUAUAGAUGUGAUCUCCGGUUGUUUGGAAUAGCCUGCUGCGCACAGUUGUUCACUCUGCUGCAACCAGUGUCCACCCUUUCUCUACUCAGGCUGUAGUUGAAUACUAAGAAAGCCAUGGCUGUCCAGCAGCAGAUCACCACUGUAACCACCACCAAGAGCUCAGGACAAUGGAGCACAGGACUGUUUGACUGCUGCUCUGACAUGGGCACAUGUUGCUGUGCCACGUGGUGCUUCCCCUGUUUUCAGUGUCAGACGGCCUCCCACUACGGCUGGUGUUUCUGCAUGCCCCUGCUGGACCCAUGUGCCUUUAUGGCUGUCUCCUGCUGCAUGCGAUCCUCCAUGAGAGAACGCUAUGGCAUCCAGGGUUCGACCUGUGUGGAUGUCGGGUUGGUGUGUUGCUGCUACGCUUGUACCUGGUGCCAGAUGGCUCGUGAGGUUAAGACUCGGACCACAUCAGGCAACCAGCAGGUUCACGUGGUCACCCAACAGCUUCACGUGGCUUAGGACCCAGAAAAGAGAGUGGUGGCUAGAUGGCAAAGCAAGAAGUGCAAUUUCAUCAGAAAUGUUGAGCAAGUGCUUUAACUUUUUGCUCCUUAUCUUGUGUGACGGUUAACAUAGUGUGUACUGUUUGCAUUUAUUGUUUGAAAAAUAACACAAUUCCAUAAUUUUGCUAUCAUAGCUGAAUAGUGACGUCCAAGAAAGAGGGCCAUACAUAUAAUACCACUCCAAUAUAUAGCAACCAUACUGUGUGUUGAAUGUACUGUAUACUUCAGAUGUGUCUUUAGGAGAGAAAUAUUAUACCAUUAUUAAUGUCUUAAUAACCAUUGAAUGUUCAUGUCAGGCUUAAAACAUUUUAAACAGCUUACCAUGUACUUGCCCUUCUUGUGCACUUGCCUUUUCUUACUAGUCCUGACUUUGCUGAAAGCUGCUCCAUCGAGGAAAGGUUUGCUUACAAUGACUGUGAUAUGUGGUUGUCUUACCUAGCUACCUUAAGAUUAAUGAUAUGUGGUUGUCUUACCUAGCUACCUUAAGAUUAAUGCUCUGGAUAAGUGUGCCUGCUAAAUGACUAAAUGUGUAACCCAUGAUUCAAAUGUCAACCAUAUUUCAGUUGAAUGUUCUUAUGUAUAAAUAUAUGCCAUUUAGCAAACGCUUUUAUCCAAAGCGAGUUACAGUUUUGCGUGCAUACAUUGAUUGUUUGGGUGGUCCCAGGAUUCAAACCCACUAUCCUGGUGUUGCAAGUGCCAUGCUCUACCAAAUGAUCUACAGAGGACCACUCGUUUCCAGUUGAUUUCAUUGCUUUCUUCUUGAUUUGAUCUGCUUGGUCCAUAUGUGUUUUUAAAUAAAGCCUUUACCUGUCUUA